Molecule: messenger RNA, 1892 nt
Organism: Arvicanthis niloticus (Nile rat)
Lineage: Eukaryota; Metazoa; Chordata; Mammalia; Rodentia; Muridae
Gene: Trmt10b
Product: tRNA methyltransferase 10B
Biological process (GO): tRNA N1-guanine methylation
Cellular component (GO): nucleoplasm; nucleus
Molecular function (GO): tRNA binding
Source: RefSeq, a predicted model, not a curated record
GUGCUGGUGCGGGGCCAACUGUGUUUGGUCUCUUCUGAGCAAGGUGUGCCAGGAAUCAGCUGUGUAAGUGACGGCAGCGCAUGGACUGGAAGUCAGAAGAUAGUGCUCAGGGAACAGUCUCACAGGCCCUGCAGGAACCAGAAGGCCUCCCAGAGGCCGGAAGUGAAGAUGGACUCUCUGAAAACUUCCAGCUUCUGCAGCUGGAUGUGGACUACGAACACCAAGAAGAGACCAGCCCUGCAAACAGUGCUGCGUGGAGCUCGAAAAAUGUACAAAGAAAACAGAGACACUGGGAAAGGAUAGUCUCCUCAAAGAAGAGCAAAAGGAAGCAGGAAAGAGAAAGAAGGAAAGCCAAGCGUGCAGAAGACUCAGCUAACGGCACCUGCCCACAGCACAGCAAACGUUUUUUGAAAGCCUUAACCAAAGAGAAACUUUUGGAAGCCAAACACUCAGGACCAAGACUAUGUGUUGACUUGAGCAUGACCCAGCACAUGUCAAAGAAGGAACUAAGUAGGUUGGCGGGACAGAUUCGAAGGUUGUAUGGUUCAAACAAAAAAGCCAGCAGGCCCUUUUGGAUUUUCCUUACUGGAUUCUCAACUGACAGCCCCCUCUAUGAGGAAUGUCUGAGGAUGAAUGAUGGAUUCUCUGCUUACUUGCUCGAUGUGACAGAAGAAGACUGCUUUAGCCUAUUUCCUCUGGAAACCCUUGUGUACCUGACUCCUGACUCCGAACACCCCCUUGAAGACAUUGAUCAGAGCGCAGUGUACAUUAUUGGUGGACUUGUGGAUGAGAGCAUUCAGAAGAAGGUGACAUUUCAAAAAGCCCAAGAACACUCUGUCAGGACAGCCCGCCUGCCAAUCCAGGAGUACAUGAUCAGGCGCCAGAAUGAGAAAAACUACCAUUCAGAAAUCCUGGCCAUCAACCAAGUGUUCGAUAUCCUGUCUACUUACUUUGAAACUCAUAACUGGCCUGAAGCAUUGAAGAAAGGAGUUUCUCCAGGAAAAGGCUACAUUCUUCGGAAUUCAGUGGAAUGAUGGACAGCCUAAGAUUCCAGCUGUAGGGGUGAAGUGCGGGGGUGUCGUGACCAAAGGACGAGGCAAAGGGUAACAAUGGCACACACUUACCUCUGCUUGCCAUCUUGGCUCUUUGAAAGCCAUUAGGGGCAAGGACCACAUUUUAUGCUAUGUCACUCACAACGCCUGGCUCACUGAAGUACCCUUAUAAAACAUUUUAUGAUUAAAAAAAAAAAGUUUCUGUUAAGGAAUUGCCAAAAUAUUUGUCAUUUUGGGUGUUAAUUCAUGCUUUGUACAUCUGUUUGGGAAAGGUCUACUUUUAGAGAUGUUUAAAUGAUUGUCCGAGCUUUUCAUUUAACUUGAAUAAAAUCAUUUUUCUGUCACCUGUAAAUGUGCAUUUUCAUACGCUACACACUCGCUUUGCUGUCUCAGCCCUGCCUGGCCUGCCCUACCUUACGUCUUUGUUCGUUCCUGUGGCUCUCACCCUGUUCUUCUUCCGAUUAUGGUCAUGGAGGGCUCCGCUCUUCUAGUCUGUGUAAAUAGCUUUGUGUAUCCUUGAGCUUAGACAAACCAAGUGCUCUGUACAAAUAUAUACCCCAGAUCUAAUAAAAACGCCAAGUUAUAUUACUGAUAAAUCCAGCAUAAUGCAGCCAGGAAAGAAAGCUGCAUUGACACACAAGCUACUAGUGCACCUUCUGUUACACAAAUACAAGUCUUUUCCUCAUGUCCAAAUACAACCGUCUCAGUUGUGUCCGCUUUGGGGUAACUUUGGUUAAUCUGCUAACAAAUUCAGAUGUUUCUGUAUCGUAAAAGAACCAAGAGUUACCUCUACGUACUUCCUUCUUCUUUGCCAUUAAAUCCCUACUUGAUAAAUUUUAA